AUGCAUGCACAUUUUGCUCAACCGAUUCAGGCAGCAGCAGCAGCCGCUGUAGCAGCAGCAAUGGCAGUUUCGAACACUUCGUCAACUUCAUCAACAUCUGAAGCACAUGUUUCGACACCAGUUCAUCACACUGCAACGAAAGCUGAAUGGAUGGAAGCGAUUGAACAACAACGUUUAGAACGUUCGACGUUGAAUAGACUGAUUAUCAAUUAUCUUGUCACAGAAGGAUUUAAAGAAGCUGCAGAGAAAUUCGCCGAAGAAGCUGGAAUUUCAUUGAAUAACGUUGAUUUAACUUCAUUGGACGAACGCUUAAGAAUUCGCGAAGCAAUUGAAAGUGGGAGAAUUCAAGAUGCAAUUAAUUUAAUCAAUACUAAAGCACCCGAGUUGCUCGAUCAAAAUCGUCAAUUAGCNUAUCAAAUCACCACAAAAUAUCACCAAUUUGUUCGACGUGCAAUUGCUCUUGAUACAAUUCGGAAAAAUCUUGAAUCAAGUGAAUAUUCAACAAAAGAUCAAUUUAAAAGAGAUAUCUAUUUAAUGUUAUAUAAUGCAAUCAAAUAUAAUCCACGCUAUCAUCAUGUUCAUCGAUCAGCGAAAACCAUCUUUAAUCUUACUGUUCCACUUUUUCAAUUAUCUGUUCAAGAUAUUCAUGCGCAAAUAGCAACACGACAUAAUGUAUCUCUCUCAUCUGAUGCUUCAUUAGUUAAACGAAAACGGUUAAAUUGA
Molecule: messenger RNA, 723 nt
Organism: Adineta ricciae
Lineage: Eukaryota; Metazoa; Rotifera; Eurotatoria; Adinetida; Adinetidae
Source: the annotation of a GenBank genome assembly